Glycine soja is the source of this 5751-nucleotide messenger RNA. RefSeq lists its product as uncharacterized. The record is from RefSeq and is a predicted model, not a curated record. The transcript has 2 exons. Lineage: Eukaryota; Viridiplantae; Streptophyta; Magnoliopsida; Fabales; Fabaceae. Bases 4248 to 5414 code for a protein of 388 amino acids.
GUUGCAGAUGUUAUAGUAGUGGUAGAUCAUUCUGGUUUAGGAUUUGAUGUUAUUAGAGAAUAAAAGUUUGAUGUUAUUAAAAGUGAAUUUUUUUUUAUUCGGGAACAACACACUAAUGAAAGGUAUAUUAAACACUAGACAGACAUAAAACAAUCCAAAAUGUAUUAUAUUUUAGUCUAAUUUUUUUGAUUUGAUGACUCGUUGAUUCGAUGGUAAACUUGAGAGUUUAUCGAGUUUACUUAGGGUUUAUCAAGUUUAUCCAGAGUCUGCCAAAAAGAGAGUUUACACUUGAGUCAACUCACAUAGGAUAGGUGAGAUCGUAAACUCAUAAGAGUUAGUGAGUUAAUUCGAGAGUUUGAUAACCAUGAUUAGUAUCAUAGUCUCAGACAAGUGCAUCACACAUAAUUAGAUUUUAUUAACUCAUUGUGUAGAUUGAAAAACUCGAUCAUGUAUAUGGAGAGGAAAUCUAAUAAUUUCUCCUUACCUAGGUUUUUUCUGGUAGGAUUUACCUCCUUGAAAGUGAGUAAGGAUUAAAUAUUGUUUGAGAGAAAAAAAAUUAACAGAUCUAACACUUGCAUGAUUUGUUAUGUAUGUAUUACACAUAAUAUUUACUAUUUUACAGUUGAAUUUUUUCUUCAAAAAUUAAAGUUAUUUAUUUUAUCAUUUAAAGUGAUUGUUCACAUCCGUUUUGACUAGCCAAAUGAUAUAAUGAAAAAAUGUAGAAGCCACUGCCAUUUUUAGGUAAAAUAAUGAAACUGAAAAUUCUUACUAGGAGAAGGCUGACGUUAGCUAGAAGAGUACACAUAGAUACAGUUGAAAGGAGGAGGGAAAUGGGGAUGGAGUGUUUUUGUCUUUAAUAAACUAUGCGUUUGUCCAAGUACUCUGUUCCCUGAAUAAACAGAUGCUAUUCAACUUGUUUAAACAGAAAAUUUGGACUUUCUCUCCUGGCAUGCAAUAUGUAGAAAAUAUAAGGCAAAGUUGUAACAGUAUUAUGAAGAUUCUUCACUUGUUCUGCUUAGGCUCUUGCUGACGUUUUAGAAGUUUGGUCCCAUAAUACUUGCAGUUGCAGACAAGGUACCAAAAUAUCAAUAAUUGUUCAACGCCAUAAGUACUCCCUCUGCCUUUGCCUAUCCUCUUCCAUUUCACUUUUUAUGAAAAACGGUAGCUUUAAGACAGUAACCGUAUGCGUUGAACAUCUAUCGGUAUCGGACACAAUAAUUUGAUUACUCCUAACUGUAUUUUAUAUUUUUCAUUUAUUUUUUUAAACUUAUAUUAAUAUAGAUGGGAAUGUCACAAUAAUUAGAUCGAUGAUAAAUUUUAUUAUGUCUAUAAUGAUUCUUACUAAAGUUAAAUUGGUUUAAAAAGAUAUUUGGUAGGAUUGUUUCGUUUGAUUAUGAGAGUCGAUAUUUUUUUGGAAUGACAAGUGUGACCGAAGAAGUUUCAUAUUAGGUAUAAAUAGGCAUGCUGAGAGACUUGUAAGUGAGAGUGAGAGAGAGAUUAUAAAUUUAAUGUCUUAAGAUUUUGGGUUAGUUGUGGUGUCAAAUUUAUUAGUGUGGUUUUCUUGUGGUUUGUUGAUGGAGAUGUCCCUUGUGUUUAUGAAACUUUUCCUUAGGAAGGAACAAUCAUGUGGAAGAGACACUCACUUAAGGGAUAGAUUCUUGGAUGAGAAGUUUUAGUAAAGAAGUUUCACAUCAGAUAAAAAUGGACAAGUUGAAAACUUCUAAGUGAGAGAGAUUCACAAACCUAAUGUCUUAAGGUUUUGGGUUUGAUGUAAAGUCAACUUCACUUGUGUGGCUUGCUUGUGGCUUGUUGAUGGAGACCUCUCUUGUGUUUAUGAAACUUUCCCUUGAGGUAGAACAUAUCAUGUAGAAGAGACUCAUUUAAGGGACAAAUUAUUGAAGUGACAAGUGUUGAGAAAAAGUCCAGUGUUGAGUAGAAAUGAGCAAGUUGAUCAACUUAUAAAUAAGGACCCACAAAUCUAAUAUCUUAAAGUUUUUAUGGAUUGAAUGUGAUCUUAUGUUCACUUGUGCUGUGAUGGAGAUCUCUCUCAUUCCUUGGCAUGUUUUUUAGGAUACACGUUGUCACAUUGAAUAAUUCAUGCCUAUAACUUGCAAGAAUAAUUCACAAAUCCAACUUGUUCCAUGCUAGUUCAUGUAUAUAAUUUUCUUUUCGGUAUGAAUGCAUGAUAUUUCUAUUUCAUACGACAAAUACCAUAUGUUAGAUAUAAAUCAUAAAUUUAUUCAUGAUUCUUCACCUAACCAUUUAAGCUUUUUAUAGGGUUGAUCUUUAAUAUUUGAUGCUAUAAAGGAUCUAUUGGCCACAGAGUUACAUAGCAUGCAACUAUCCACAUUGAAUUUGUCUUUUCUGCAGUAAAAAUGUGCAGUAUUUUGUUCAAUAAUGUAGAACUGCAAGGAAGCUGAAUUUGGCAUGCUAAGGUUUGUAUUAGGAAAUUUGUGUUGUCAAUAAAUCGUUCGUUUACUAUACUAAUAUUGCAUAUUUUAUAGUAGCAGAUCUAAACCCUACCAUUCUUAUUAUUUCAAAUAUGCUAAAUUUUAGUACAAAGUAAAUUGUGCUUGAAAAGAGUUUUACUUACUAACAUAAGCAUUUAAAAGAGUUGGUCUAUUAAAAAUAUAUUUAUUUUCCUCAAAAAAAAUUUACACAAAAAGUUUGAGCUUUCUUAAAAGUUUCACUUUCUUUAUGAAUUGAAAGAUAGGGACUAAAACCAAUCAAACCUUCUCCAUAAGACAAUAUAUCGAGAGAAAUGAAUUAAAAUCAUUUUUCCUUUUACAAUAUUAACUCAUCAUCCCGUGAAUCACUAAGAGUUUGGAGCCUUGAUUCAUGUUUUAGUGUUUUUUUUUUUUUCUGUUUCAUACACAUUUUCCAAAUUAAGAGAUGUUCUUUCUUGAAAUUAUAUUUGGAAAUGUGAAGCGAAUAUAGUCAAAGCUUUCGUUUGGACAAUGGUGCUCCAUAAGAUUACUAUCAUCAACACAUUGUUGAUUCACAAAUGUAACACACUUAUUGCUUCUAACUCAUGAUUUUUGUGCAAGGCUCUUUCAAAAAUAGGUUCUCAUAUAUUUUGGGGAAGGUUUCUCCAUUACUUGUGUUUUUUUUAAAGGAUAUCAUUACCUUAUGUAAUUAGUAAUUAAUAUUUAACUUGGUCCUGCUUAAACACACAAGGAGGAAUGCAACGAAUGAGAAAUCUUAUUAUGAGAAAUGAGAAAUACAAAUAUAGACUGUUAGAUAAUAUUUGAAUGAUAGAGAUUAAAAGAAAAAUACGGAUGACUUUUUUAAGUGGUUAGAUGACUACCAACUUUUAACUUUGACCAUUUAUGUAUGGAUAUAUGACUCAAACUUAUAAUUUUCUUUUUUAACCAUAAAAAGGAUUUUUAUUUGAGACACCCCUAUGUAUAUAUUUUCAAAAUAAAAGUUACAUAAGGAAUCUCCAUUUUUACAUUGUUUUGUUUUAUUUUAAGAUUUUAGAAAAUAUUAGUGUCUUUCUAUUUUGAUAGUUUUUCAUGAUAUUUUUCAAUAGUUUCUGAGAGAAUAAUGAAGCUAAAAACUACGGUAAUAUUAUGUUCAUGUUAUUCUUUUGUGCAUCUCGUUAAAAGGAAGGCUUACAUUUUUAAGAGCCUUUAUUUGUUCUCAUACAUUGUUAUAUUCUGUGGAAAUGGUUGUUAUUUCUCUGUUUAUAUUUCUCGUGCUGUAAAUUUUCUUUGUACUAUACAAUUUUUCUAACAAAUCUUCCAGUGGAAUGUGAAAACUCAAUUUGUUAUGCUGAUAUGCUAUAGAAAGCUAUUAGAAAGACCUUGUGGUGUAGAAGAAAAAAGCUAUGUAGGUAUUCACGAAAGUGAAGCAAGUUAGUGUUACUAUUGAAGAUAUGGCAUGGUGAGACCAACACUCAGACGAAUUCAUUUAAAGCAGGUAAUAAAUUGGUAACAAACGUAGUUUUCCAAAACAAGGAAAAGUCCAAUAUUUCUUUGUAGACUAAAGUCCAAAAUAUUUUAAAGGCCCUAGGCUGUCCCCAACUAUUUAUAACGCUCAUGAGGCCAUCCAGGAGGACCAGGACUUCCUUCUGAUCACUAUCUGGCUCUGCAUUGUGUACUUUGUUUGUCCCUCAGAAUUGUAGGAGAAGACCCAUUUGAUUCCACCAACUUAUCACCUUUCUGAAAUCUUUUUAGAGGGAAGUUGAUACCUAGCCACACAUAGAUGAGGUCGAUCCUAUUUAAAGUAAGAAGCGAAAAAAAGGAAUGGAAUUAGAUAGGCUCAGUAAGCUUGAAGAACCUCCUCUCUCUGGUGCUUGCAUCCGUGGUCUAGUGAAACAACUAACCACCUCUAGAACAAAAGACUUCAUGAACCCAAAAUACCAAAAUUGUGUUGUGAACGGUGGCGUUUCCCAUGGUCAAAAUUCAACAAAACAUGGCAAAGUCGCAGAUACUCGUCAGGCACAACAGUCCUCACAACCCCAACAACAAAAAAAACAAGUUAGAAGGAGACUCCACACCAGUAGGCCUUAUCAGGAAAGGCUUUUGAAUAUGGCAGAGGCUCGGAGGGAGAUUGUCACCGCCUUGAAAUUUCACAGAGCAGCAAUGAAAGAAGCAAGUGAACAGAAGCAGCAACAAGCCCAAGAACAGCAGCAAAGGCCAUCAGUAUCUCUCCAGCCAUCCCAGUUCCCAAGUUUUGACCAAGAUGGAAAAUUUAAGUCUAGGAGAAAUCCCAGAAUUUACCCAGCAUGCACAACCAAAUUUUCAAGUUACAUGGACAUGGAUGAUUUAUCCCAACCUCCUCCUUUGGUUCCAAAUUCUUACACCUGGCCUGCUGCUUCCCCAAUUACUCCACCACCCCUUAUGGCUGAAAACCCCAAUUUCGUGCUUCCAAAUCAGACUUUAGGAUUGAAUCUCAAUUUACAAGAUUUCAACAACUUAGAUGCUACCCUUCACCUCAAUAACUCAUCAUCAUCAUCCUCUUACUCAUCUGCAACCUCAUCUUCUCCUCCACAGGAACUUCCUUCCGUUGGAAUAUCACAGGGAGAGGGGUUUUCUUCAUUGGUGGAUACUAUUGAAUCCAAUGCUGCAACCCAGGUCACUGGAGGCUUACACACAGCCAUGGACGAUGAGGGUAUGGCAGAGAUGAGAUCAUUAGGAGAGCAAUAUCAAAUGGAAUGGAAUGACACCAUGAAUUUGGUCAAAUCAGCUUGUUGGUUCAAGUACUUGAAAAACAUGGAACAUAGGGCACAUGAAGCCAACACUGUAGAUGUUGCAUACAAUAAUUUUGACCAGCUUCUGGAGUUUCCAGCUUGGUUGAAUGCGAACGAGAGCUGCUUAGAGCAGUGCUCGGUGGAUUAUUUUCAAGAGUCUUCCUUGCCUUGCAUGGAUAUUGGAGAUAUUGACAGUAUGGAUGACGAUUGGUUAGCGUGACAACAACUACAAGGAUAGAUUGUUUUCUUUAAGUGAAUUCCUAUGUUGCUCUCAUUUUUAUAUUUCUUUCGGUAAUUGGGAUUAUCGGGCACUAUCAUUGUAAUCAUUUUAGUACCCCCCUCCCCAUUUCACUGCUUUAUUUAUUUUUGGAUAAAUAAAUAAGGGCUUGCAAAAUAUCAGUAGAGGCAAGAACCCAUCAAUGAGUGAUGAACAUUUUUGCUCCCAUUGCUCCUGUUAUCACAAUGUAUGUUGCGACAUUGAACAAUAUUCAAUUUGUAAUUCUCUUUGAAUUACGAGUGAAGAAAAAGUAAAAAAGAAAACAACGGUGGACAUGGUA